This is a messenger RNA of Melanotaenia boesemani (Boeseman's rainbowfish), 1780 nucleotides long. It is a transcript of the gene hexa, whose product is annotated as hexosaminidase A (alpha polypeptide). The transcript has 13 exons. Gene Ontology annotation, molecular function: beta-N-acetylhexosaminidase activity. Lineage: Eukaryota; Metazoa; Chordata; Actinopteri; Atheriniformes; Melanotaeniidae. The record is from RefSeq and is a predicted model, not a curated record. Gene Ontology annotation, cellular component: membrane. The coding region runs from base 412 to 1623 and encodes 403 amino acids. Gene Ontology annotation, biological process: ganglioside catabolic process; carbohydrate metabolic process; glycosaminoglycan metabolic process.
AUUGUCGAGGUUGGAGUACACACAGUGGAGGGAGUGUGGCCAUUGCCACAAACUUUAAUUUCCUCAACAGAGAGAUACACACUGAACCCCCGGGCUUUCUACUUUGGUUACCGGAGAGAAUCAGCCGCACAGGAGGGCUGUUCUGUCCUCGAUGCUGCAUUCAAGAGAUACUUUUCUCUUAUUUUUCCAGACUACACUUCUGGAAAUGAUAAACUGCGAUUCAGUGAGGAUAAACCAUUUACUGUUGAAAUCGGUGUUGACAGUCACGAUUGCGAGAGUUAUCCAAAUGAAGUCUCAUCUGAGAGAUACAAUUUGAGUGUCUCUGCAGGACAAGCGUAUCUGAAUGCAGAGACUGUGUGGGGGGCUCUAAGAGGUCUGGAAACAUUCAGUCAGUUGGUGUAUCAAGAUGAUAUGGGCUCAUAUUUUGUGAAUAAGACUGACAUUAAAGACUUCCCUCGCUUUCGGUACAGGGGGAUUUUACUGGACACUUCACGGCACUAUUUACCAGUGCAGGCUAUUUUAAAAACUCUGGAUGCAAUGGCCUACAGUAAGUUCAAUGUGUUUCAUUGGCACAUUGUUGAUGACCCCUCCUUUCCUUACCAAAGUCGCACCUUUCCAGACCUUUCCUGUAAGGGGGCUUUCCAUCCGAUGACUCACAUCUACACACAGUCAGAUGUGAGAAGGGUGAUCUCAUAUGCCAGGAUGCGAGGAAUAAGGGUCCUUCCGGAAUUUGAUUCACCAGGCCACACAAAAUCCUGGGGAAAAGGGCAAUCAAAUCUGUUGACUCCUUGCUACAGAGGGGGUACUCCUUCAGGCACUUUUGGCCCUGUUAAUCCAGCAUUACCCUCCACUUACUGGUUCAUGACGUCACUGUUUAAGGAAGUGUCAUCUGUGUUUCCUGACUCCUAUAUCCACUUAGGAGGGGAUGAGGUUGACUUUUCCUGCUGGAGAUCUAACCCAUAUGUCCGCACAUUCAUGCAGAAGAUGGGAUUUGGAGUAGACUUCCGUAAGCUGGAAGCGUUCUACAUUGAGAAAAUUGUGAACAUCACAUCAGCUCUUAACAAGACAUCUGUCAUUUGGCAGGAUGUUUUUGACAAUCAUAAACCACGCAGUUCUCUAUCAGUGGUGGAGGUAUGGAAACAGGGCUGUUACCUGUGUGAAGUACGCAGGGUGGUUAAAGCAGGGCUCAGGGUAAUUCUGGCUGCUCCAUGGUAUCUGGACCAACCAGGACCUACACACAACUGGGCCCGCUACUACAAUGUAUGGCCCCUUGCCUUUACAGGUACAGAGGAACAGAAGAGGCUGGUGUUAGGAGGUGAAGUGUGCAUGUGGGGAGAAUAUGUAGAUGCCACCAAUCUCUCCCCGCGACUCUGGCCAAGAGCAAGUGCAGCUGCAGAGAGACUGUGGAGUGAUGGGAAACAAACUUCCAGUGUGGAAAGAGCCUCUCCACGACUGCUGGACUUUCGGUGCAAGCUCCUUAGGUACUUUACUUUUUUGGCCCUUAAUGUGCUUCUUACUGGCCUAGAAUACAUAGUUAUGCUUCUGUUUCACUUCUUUAGGCGCGGAAUCCAAGCCGAACCUCUAAAUGUUGGACACUGCAAACAUGAGUACCAAGGUGUUUGAAGGUGAUUUGACAUACAGAGUUUGUUUUUUAACCUAAUUAAGUUUAUGGGUUCAGUCAUGGUUAGGAGGUUGGGGGGAAAGGGGGGUACAUUUAAAAUAUAAAAAUGAUUUAAUAUUUUGUUUUUCCACUUUCUGGUAAAGUAUGUAGAUACUUAAA